AUGCCUGAUGUUCACUUUGCAUGUCAGCUGCAGUACUGGAGACUUUACCUGCUGUCGCUGGUGCUGGGAAUCGGGGGAUGUUUUCAAUUUGGGAUCCAAGCGUCUGUCGUCGCUUCUUCGGCAGUGCACAUUCAGAGUUUUGUGAACUACACAUGGAUGGUGAGGUACAACACUCCAGUCCACAAGUCUACCAACCAGCUCAUCUGGUCCUUCUUUGUGGCUGUUUUAAGUUUGGGAUGCUGGGCUGGGGCUGUUCACAGUGGAAGCCUUCCUGUCACCUAUGGCCGAAAGAAAGCCCUGCUGUUUAACAACGUCGUGGCAAUCAUCGCUGCAUUGCUCAUGGUCUUCAGUCGCACAGCAAAAUCUUUUGAGAUGAUCUUGCUGGGAAGAUUUCUCUGUGGAUAUAAUAAUGGUCUCGGCCUGAGCGUUCACCUCAUGUAUCUCGGUGAGAGCUCUCCAAAGAAACUCAGGGGUUUCUUGACUCUGACGAGCUCAAUUUUCAUUGGCUUGGGGAAAGUCGUGGGUCAGAUAAUUGGCAUCAAGGAGAUCAUGGGAACAGAUGAAAUGUGGCCAUAUCUCUUAGGUGUUAGUGGUAUUCCUGCCAUCUUGCAGUUUGUGAUGCUGCUCUUCUUUCCAGAGGCACCUCGGUACCUUUACAUUGAUAAAGGAGACACUGAAAGGUGCAAAAAAGCUUUACAGUGGCUGUGGCAGGAGGACAACUUAAAGAUGGAGUUGGACGACAUGCAGUUGGAGCGGGAGAGGUCUCAGGGAGAAAAGGCAAAGACUGUAAAGGAUCUGCUCACCUCUCGCUGUGUGCGAUGGCAACUGCUGACUCUAGCCAUCCCCUGUGCUGGCAUUCAGUUUUGCGGCAUCAAUGCUCUGUGCUUCUACGCCUUUGACAUCUUCCGUGAGUCUGGAGUGCCAGAGGACAAGAUGCAUUACUUGGCCAUUGGUAUUGGAGCAACAGAGCUCAUCGCUAUAACGUUGUGUUCCUUCUUGAUUGAUCGUGUUGGCAGAAAGAAACUUUUGGGCUAUGGCUAUCUACUGAUGGGUAUCACCAUGUGUGUUCUUACCGUCAUGUUGUCAUUCAAGGAUCUGAAUUCAUGGAUCCCGUAUGUGAACAUCGCUCUGAUCUUUUGUGUCAUUUGCAUUUAUGGGCUUGGGCCUUCUGGAGUGUCUAUGGUUCUCUGUGCUGACCUCUUCCUACAAGUCUGGCGUCCUUCUGCUUACGUGGUUUGUGGGACCAUCUCCUGGCUCUGCAUGUUUGUUGUAGGGAUGCUGUUUGGCUAUAUUGUGGAUGGACUUGGCCAAUUCUGCUUCCUGAUUUUUGUGGCUUACUCACUUGGUAGUGGAGCAUUUAUUAUAUAUUUUGUCCCAGAGACCAAAGGAAAGACAAUGGUAGAGAUCAUGGAGGACUUCAACAAACUGAAUUACAAGAACAGGACAGGUGAUAUUAAAAACACUGAUGUUGGUCUUGAAACUAAAUUUUAA
Molecule: messenger RNA, 1491 nt
Organism: Neolamprologus brichardi
Lineage: Eukaryota; Metazoa; Chordata; Actinopteri; Cichliformes; Cichlidae
Product: solute carrier family 2, facilitated glucose transporter member 11-like
Biological process (GO): dehydroascorbic acid transport
Cellular component (GO): plasma membrane
Molecular function (GO): D-glucose transmembrane transporter activity
Source: RefSeq, a predicted model, not a curated record